CAGAUGUCACUAGUAGAUUUGGGAAAGAAACUUUUAGAAGCUGCACGAGCAGGUCAGGAUGAUGAAGUUCGCAUUUUGAUGGCAAAUGGAGCACCUUUUACCACAGAUUGGUUGGGAACAUCUCCACUUCAUCUAGCAGCACAGUACGGACACUACUCAACAACAGAAGUGUUGCUGCGAGCAGGUGUAAGUCGGGAUGCCAGAACCAAAGUGGACAGAACUCCAUUGCAUAUGGCAGCAUCAGAAGGCCAUGCCAGCAUAGUAGAAGUCUUACUUAAGCACGGUGCUGAUGUCAAUGCGAAGGACAUGCUCAAAAUGACUGCACUCCACUGGGCUACUGAACAUAACCAUCAAGAAGUUGUAGAACUCUUGAUAAAGUACGGAGCAGAUGUUCACGCUCAGAGUAAAUUUUGCAAAACGGCAUUAGAUAUUGCAGUAGACAAUGGAAAUGAAGACCUUGCAGAAAUAUUACAGAUUGCAAUGCAGAACCAAAUCAAUACGAAUCCAGAGAGUCCGGACACUGUGACGAUACAUGCAGCAACACCACAGUUCAUCAUUGGACCUGGAGGGGUGGUGAACCUAACAGAUGAAACAGGAGUGUCUGCUGUACAGUUUGGAAAUUCAUCAACGUCAGUAUUAGCCACAUUGGCAGCUUUAGCAGAAGCAUCAGCUCCACUGUCUAAUUCUUCAGAAACACCAGUUGUGGCCACAGAAGAGGUUGUGACUGCAGAAUCUGUGGAUGGUGCUAUUCAGCAAGUUGUCAGUUCUGGAGGUCAGCAAGUUAUUACUAUAGUUACAGAUGGCAUUCAGCUUGGUAAUCUGCAUUCAAUUCCAACCAGUGGAAUAGGGCAACCAAUCAUUGUGACCAUGCCUGAUGGACAGCAAGUAUUAACAGUUCCAGCAACAGACAUUGCUGAAGAAACUGUGAUAAGUGAAGAACCGCCAGUGAAGAGACAGUGCAUUGAGAUUGUUGAAAAUCGUGUGGAGUCUGCAGAAAUAGAAGAAAGAGAAACUCUUCAGAAACAGCUGGACGAGGCAAACAGAGAAGCACAAAAAUAUCGUCAGCAGCUUCUAAAGAAAGAACAAGAAGCAGAGGCCUAUCGGCAGAAGUUAGAGGCAAUGAACCGCCUCCAGACUAAUAAAGAAGCUGUUUAAUAAAAAAUGAACAUACUACAAAGCCUGUUACUUUCAAAAACCUGCAGUACAAUCUUGAACUGUACACUAUAUAGGUACAGACACAGGAUUAAAUGAUAGAGAAGAUGCUACAAGUUGAUAACUGGACUUAAGCCGUGAGCUCUGAAUUUCUUGUAACAUAAAACCUCUGAAUUUAGAAAUUGUGAAAAGUAUUUAAAAUUAAAUACUGUAAAUAGUUGGUUUUUUUACAGUUUCAAAAUUAGUUGAUAAAUCUUUUUGAAGGGAUCCAGAAACACGAGAAGCCAAUGUUUUUGUGAAAUUUUUGAUUUUAGUAUGAAUCUAACUUCUGAAAAUCAGAACAGUUUUAAGGGUGAUGUUGUUGAUUUAAGCUGACAACUUGAAAAUGAAUUAUGUGACAAAAUGAAUGAACAGUUAUUUCUACAUGGUAACAACUUAAACUUCUUUGAAUAAGACAUUUCCAGGUGGAAAUCUUUGUACAGCUUUAAGUAGUUGUCUCAGAUUCUCUGAAAACCGUUUUUGGUUGUGUUUUUUUUAUUUUAGGUCGUGAAAUUUUUAUAUUUAAUUUCAGAUAUAUCCAAGUAGAAUUACAUGUAUAUGAAGCUAAUAUUUUUUAAACUUUUCAGUUUGUACAUAUGCUGCAUGUUUUUAUAAUUUCUACACAUCUUGCCUAGGUUUUUUUCAGCAAAGAUGAGAAAAAUUAUGAGAAAAAUGUUUAGUCUAUAGGUCAUUUGAACUAAGCUAGGAGCCAGUUUUAUUGUGGAUGGUAUAUUUCUUGGAAGAAUGUGAUUUGUAAUUAAAAAGAACAAAAAAAAAAUCUCAAUUUACGUAUUAGAGGCAAUUUAAAAUUUGGUAGUGGAGGCAUUGAAAAUUCACCUUGUGUGUCUUAUAAUUUUCCUGUAGAAACAUGUUGAAGUUCAGUAACGAAUAGAAAAGAAUGUCUCCACUGGAACACAAAUAGUAGUUCUUUUAGAAUAUUCCUAUUGAUCUGUUUUCCCCCUUGAAAUUUUCAGUGAUACAUUUUUUCUAAACAGACUUUUGCAUUUUGAUUAUGCAAUUGGACAAGUGAUUUUUUUUUUUAUGUUGUACUGAUGCUCUUCUUACCUAGCAUCAUUGUUCUUCACUGUGAUACUGUGUUUGUGUGUGUCUGUGCAGUGAUCUAUUAUGCUUAGGAUUGAUAUAGCACAUGACAUCUUCAGAGCAUUGUAAAAUCUUUUAAAGAACCCUUACUGUACUGCCUGAGGCAGGUAAGUGAGUGUUAUCGUCUCAAUUUUAUAACUGGUAUAAGUGCAACACAGGGAGUGUUAAAUGACUGGCCCGUGACCACGUGAAUCUGGUGGACCUGGGAAUAGGUCUCAGGAGUUCCUGGCUUCUAGUCCUGUGCUUAGACUGAUCUGCCUUAAGAUUGUUCAGUGCUGUUACAUGAAAUUUUGAACUACUGUGCAGAUUCCCUUUUUGUAAGAUAAAACUUUGUGCUUUGCUUUGUUGUUCCAUGUUUCACUGCUUUUAUGGAAUUGUUUAUAUAAACUUAAGCAAAAAGUCUAGUUUACCUAUACUGUACACAGAAGAAUUACCCUUAAAACUGUACUCUGGCCUACUUUUUCUAUUUUACAAUUAAAUAUCUUUUCCACAUA
This is a messenger RNA of Phaethon lepturus (White-tailed tropicbird), 2786 nucleotides long. It is a transcript of the gene GABPB1, whose product is annotated as GA binding protein transcription factor, beta subunit 1. The transcript is spliced from 8 exons. Gene Ontology annotation, molecular function: transcription cis-regulatory region binding; protein binding. Gene Ontology annotation, cellular component: nucleus. The record is from RefSeq and is a predicted model, not a curated record. Bases 4 to 1155 code for a protein of 383 amino acids. Gene Ontology annotation, biological process: positive regulation of transcription by RNA polymerase II. NCBI's taxonomy places the organism in Eukaryota, Metazoa, Chordata, Aves, Phaethontiformes, Phaethontidae.